Molecule: messenger RNA, 615 nt
Organism: Sporothrix schenckii 1099-18
Lineage: Eukaryota; Fungi; Ascomycota; Sordariomycetes; Ophiostomatales; Ophiostomataceae
Exons: 2
Coding region: 1-615 (204 amino acids)
Biological process (GO): pyruvate import into mitochondria
Cellular component (GO): mitochondrial inner membrane
Molecular function (GO): pyruvate transmembrane transporter activity
Source: RefSeq, a predicted model, not a curated record
AUGUCGUCCUCGGCUACCUUUGCCCGCGUCGCCGCGCGGCCCUUCGCCUCGGCUACCUUCUUCUCCGCCAACACCCCGACUGCCUCCUCCAUGAUUGUCCGCCGCAUUGCCACCGGCAGCCGGCCAGCAUCAAAAACGAUUCCCCGCUUCUCCUCGGCCUCGUUCUUCGCCGCCGCCUUCCGUCGCGGCACCAACAACACCAAGAGCAGCAAUUUCUACGGUCGCCGCUUCCAGAGCGGUGCCGCCGGUGCCGGUGCUGCGGAGGCCAAUGUCAGUUGGUUCAAGCGCAUGUGGGACAGCCCCAUUGGCCUGAAGACGGUGCACUUUUGGGCCCCCAUCAUGAAGUGGGCGCUGGUCAUUGCCGGCAUCUCCGAUCUGGCCCGUCCCGCCGAGAAGCUGUCCGUCACUCAGAACGUCGCCCUGACCGCCACCGGCCUCAUCUGGACCCGCUGGUGCCUGAUCAUCAAGCCCCGCAACAUCAUGCUGGCCGCUGCAAACUUCUUCCUGGGCGUUGCCGGCAUGGUCCAGUGCGCCCGCAUCUACCUGGCCCGGGCAUCUGGUAAGACUGCCGAGCCCCUGGCCGAUGCCGUCAAGGACAAGGUCGAGUCCGUCUAG